AUGAAUAUGAAAAUUGAAAAUAAUGUCACUGAAGAUGACAUACAGUAUAAUAAGAAAGGAAAGAAAAAUGAAGAGUUGGACACAUAUUUCACGGCCGAAGUACCGGUGCCUCAGAGCGAUGACUAUUCAUUCAGUUGGCGAAAACUGUUGGCCUUCACGGGUCCCGGUUUUCUCAUGUCUAUCGCAUACUUAGAUCCGGGAAACAUUGAAUCGGACCUCAAAUCUGGUGCUGUGGCCCGAUAUAGACUACUAUGGGUUUUGGUCAGCUCUACAAUCGUCGGUCUAUUCCUCCAACGCCUGUCCGCUCGCAUCGGUGUCGUUACGGGUAAACAUUUGGCCGAAAUUGGUUACCGACGAUACAGAAAAGUACCGCGACUUUUGCUAUGGAUUUGCUCAGAGAUCGCUAUCAUUGGUUCCGAUAUGCAAGAAGUGAUCGGAACGGCAGUCGCCAUAUAUCUACUGUCCAAUCGAGUCGUGCCAUUAUAUGCGGGCGUUUUGGUAACCAUUUUGGACACAUUUUCAUUCUUACUGUUAGACAAAUACGGUCUGAGAAAACUGGAGGUCUUUUUCGCCGCAUUGAUACUCAUAAUGGUUGGCACAUUUGGCUUCGAGUUUGUCAAAGUCAAACCCAUGGCCAGCGAUAUAGCAAAAGGUAUUUUCAUACCGUACUGUCAGGACUGCGACAACGAUGCUGUGCUACAGGCAGUGGGCAUAAUUGGUUGCAUAAUAAUGCCGCACAACCUAUACCUACACUCAGCGCUCGUAAAGUCGCGACGAGUGGACCGGAAAAUCAAGUAUGAAGUGAAAGACGCCAAUCGAUACGUGUUUAUAGAGGCUAUCGUAGCGCUAAUGGUAUCGCUAGUGAUCAACAUAUCGGUGACGUCGGUCUUCGCGCACGAAAUCUUUGGCAAAACCAACGCCGAAGUGCUGAACAUGUGUCGGGCGACCAACAACUCGCUGUUUGACAUCGACGGCUUUGAGGACAACACCGACCCGUUUGAGGCCGACACAUAUAAGGCGGGUAUUUACUUGGGCUGUGCUUUCGGAUCGUACGCCAUGUAUAUAUGGGCGGUCGGCAUAUUCGCCGCCGGCCAGUCGUCCACAAUGACGGGCACAUAUUCGGGUCAGUUCGUGAUGGAGGGCUAUCUGAACCUGCAGUGGUCGCGUUGGAAGCGAGUCCUACUGACCCGAUCCAUAGCCAUAGCGCCCACACUGGCCGUCACACUCACGUCCGACAUCGAGCACUUGACCGGAAUGAAUGACUACCUGAACGCCUUAAUGAGCCUUAUGUUGCCGUUCGCUUUGAUACCGACCCUAACGUUCACGUGUUCUCUCAAAGUGAUGGGACCCAAGUUUGUGAACGGACGGGCGGGCAAAACAUUUGCCACUCUUGUAUCAAUUGUUAUCAUAAUGAUUAACAUAUAUUUCGUCAUUAAUCUGGUCAUUGAAAAGGGAGACACUUUGAUAUAUAGUAUUGUAGCCGUGGUUGGCAUCGGUUACGUCGCUUUUACCCUGUAUUUAAUGGUCUGCUUUUCAGUGGUCCUAUUCUCGAGCGAUUGGCCAAAUCGGGUCAGAUUUGGUCAAUAUUUUAGAGAAGUGGACACAAUUGAGUAUCAAUACACUGAUCGUAUCGAUACACCUGUAGAACCCGAUACACAGUUAUAA
Medioppia subpectinata is the source of this 1665-nucleotide messenger RNA. The record is from the annotation of a GenBank genome assembly. NCBI's taxonomy places the organism in Eukaryota, Metazoa, Arthropoda, Arachnida, Sarcoptiformes, Oppiidae.